This is a messenger RNA of Chanos chanos (milkfish), 1649 nucleotides long. RefSeq names its product 3-oxoacyl-ACP synthase, mitochondrial (gene oxsm). The record is from RefSeq and is a predicted model, not a curated record. The transcript is spliced from 3 exons. NCBI's taxonomy places the organism in Eukaryota, Metazoa, Chordata, Actinopteri, Gonorynchiformes, Chanidae. Gene Ontology annotation, biological process: fatty acid biosynthetic process. Gene Ontology annotation, cellular component: mitochondrion. Gene Ontology annotation, molecular function: 3-oxoacyl-[acyl-carrier-protein] synthase activity. Bases 159 to 1541 code for a protein of 460 amino acids.
CGGUAAACGCACGCAAAAUUUAGAGAGACAAAUCAUUAUUCCGAAGCAUACAGUUAACUUGACUGUGGCAACAUCUGACGUCAGUGAUCUCUUUUUGUCGGGAUAUACCCAAUGAUUUGACGCGCCACAGUUGCACAGACAGAGUGAAAAGAUCAGCAAUGUCAUUGCCGUGUUGGCGAACGGUUUUAACAAACUCUCAAUAUGGUAACGCUUUCAUGCUCAUGAGAACCUGCGUAUGCUCAAGCACCAGCAGGAGGCGCUACAGCGCCCCCAGCCGCAGGAGAGUGGUCGUCACUGGAAUCGGACUAGUGUCGCCUCUUGGGACUGGGACCGCCCUGCCUUGGCAACGUCUGAUCAGUGGUGAGAGCGGGAUAGUUGCUUUGGAUUCAGAGGAGUAUAAAACGGUGCCUUGUAAAGUGGCUGCACUCGUGCCCAGAGGAGAGGGGGAGGGGGAGUUCAAGGAGGAGAACUUUGCCUCGCGAGGGGAAAUCAACAGCAUGUCGCCGGCCACCGUCAUGGCGCUCGGUGCCACGCAGUUGGCGUUGGAAGACUGCGGAUGGUAUCCCAAAAGUCCCAAGGAGCAGCUCAGUACGGGCGUGGCGGUGGGCAUGGGCAUGGUGCCCCUCGAUGAGAUUGCCCGAACGGCUUCAGCCUUUCAGGGUCGCGGCUACAGCAAAGUUAGCCCUUUCUUUGUGCCGCGCAUCCUCGUCAACAUGGCAGCAGGGCACAUUAGCAUCAGACACAAGUUAAAAGGUCCCAAUCAUGCCGUGUCAACUGCCUGCACCACGGGAGCGCACGCCAUAGGCGACGCCGCCCGCUUCAUCGCUCACGGAGACGCCACGGCGAUGAUCGCCGGGGGAACAGAGGCAUGCGUCAGCCCUCUCUCCAUAGCGGGGUUCGCGAGGGCGCGAGCUCUCAGCACCAGUUGGAACGAGCAUCCCAAACUGGCUUCCAGGCCUUUUCACCCAGAGAGAGAGGGCUUUGUGAUGGGGGAGGGAGCGGCUGUGCUGGUGCUGGAGGAAUAUGGUCAUGCUAUGGAGAGAGGAGCCCGAGUCUACGCCGAGGUGCUGGGCUACGGCCUCUCUGGAGAUGCCAGUCAUAUCACAGCGCCGUCUGCUGAUGGAGACGGAGCAUUCAGAUGCAUGGCGGCUGCUCUACGUGAUGCAGGUGUCGGUCCCGCUGAUGUCACCUACGUGAAUGCGCACGCCACCUCCACACCACUAGGGGACGCUGCUGAAAACUCAGCCAUCAAGAGGCUUUUCCAGCAACACUCCCAGUCGCUGGCCGUCUCCUCCACUAAAGGCGCCACAGGGCAUCUUCUCGGGGGGGCGGGCGCCAUCGAAGCGGCUUUUACGGCCUUGGCCUGUUACCAUGGCAACCUCCCACCCACCCUCAACCUGGACCGUACCGAGCCAGAAUUCGAUCUGAACUAUGUGCCUUGCACCACUCAGGGCUGGAAAGCUGAGGGUAGACGAAUAGGCCUCACAAACUCGUUUGGCUUUGGCGGAACAAACGCAUCACUGUGUCUGGCCAGCGUUUGAAAUGACAAAAUAAAAAAUAAAAAAAAGAAAAAGAGUCAGACAUUUGCUUGGGGUAUUUUGCAAGAUUGGCUCUGAGUAUGUCUGAAAUUAAAGUUCGGUUAUGGAACA